This is a messenger RNA of Eucalyptus grandis, 1752 nucleotides long. RefSeq lists its product as uncharacterized. Lineage: Eukaryota; Viridiplantae; Streptophyta; Magnoliopsida; Myrtales; Myrtaceae. Gene Ontology annotation, cellular component: plasma membrane. The record is from RefSeq and is a predicted model, not a curated record.
UAUUUAAAUCUCCGAAACCCUCUGGUCUCCAUUUAUUUAUGACCGAAAGCAAAAUAAAGUUAAUUCCAGAACAAAGUUGUCUUUUUCAAGUUAAGUGAAGACGAUUGAACCAGAACCUUGGAUAAAAGGACGCCUUCUCCCCCUCCUUUCUCCACUCCCACUCUUCCCCAUUAAGCAACACGCUCCACUCCACUCCUUCAACACAGAAAAGAGAGAGAGAGAGAGAGUGAGUGAUGGUUGGAACGUUGGAGAAAAGCAAAUGGGUCUCGCUCUUACUCUGUCUCUUUACUCAUCAGCUGGCUGGAACCGUGGCUGAAGAUGGCCUGGUCACAAAUGGCGACUUCGAGACACCCCCGUCGGGCGGCUUUGCAAGUGACGGGCUGUCGGCCGGCGCAGCAGCUAUCCCUGGGUGGAAGACGAAUGGCACCGUUGAGCUGGUGGAGUCGGGGCAGAAGCAGGGCGGGAUGAUCCUCAUUGUGCCGGAGGGCACGCACGCGGCGAGGCUGGGCAACGAUGCCGAGAUCAGCCAGGAGCUGACGGUGGAGAAGGGGUCGAUUUACUCGGUCACGUUCAGCGCGGCGCGCACUUGCGCGCAGCUGGAGUCGUUGAACGUGUCAGUCCCGCCAUCGGCGUCGCAGACCAUCGACCUGCAGACGCUGUACAGCGUGCAGGGGUGGGACCCGUACGCAUGGGCCUUCGAGGCUUUGGACGACAAGGUGACGCUGGCAUUCAGGAACCCCGGGAUGGAGGACGACCCAACGUGUGGGCCCAUCAUCGACGACAUUGCGAUCAAGAAGCUUUUCACUCCCGAUCAGCCUAAAGAUAAUGCUGUGAUAAAUGGUGACCUAGAAGAAGGUCCGUGGAUGUUCCGGAACACAUCUCUCGGGGUGUUACUCCCCACCAACCUUGACGAGGAUACCUCUUCCCUACCUGGCUGGAACGUUGAGUCCAACCGUGCUGUACGUUACAUCGACAUCUACCAUUUCUCAGUUCAAGGAAAGCGAGCUAUCGAGCUCCUUUCGGGAAAGGAAGGUAUAAUCUCCCAAAUGGUCGAGACGAAGCCCGAGAAAGAUUACACCUUAUCGUUCGCCUUGGGCCAUGCUGGUGACAAGUGCAAACAGCCGCUUGCCGUGAUGGCACAUGCCGGGGAUCAAGCCGAGAACAUCCAUUACACCCCGAAUUCGAACUCGACAUUCCAAACCGCGAGUGUUAACUUCACAGCCAAGGCCGAGAGGACACGAAUCGCGUUCUACAGCGUGUACUACAACACGAGGAGCGAUGACAUGAGCUCGCUUUGUGGGCCCGUUGUUGACGAUGUGCGGGUGUGGUUUUCGCGGGCCGGCAGGAAUGCGAAUACUGGAUUCCUUUUGCCUGCGGCGCUUGGAUGGUGGGUGCUUCUUCUGAUCUUUGCUUAAGUUUGAUUGGGUAGUUUGCGGCGGGUGAACUCGCGGCGAUGGCUGGUAAAGGUAAUGCGGGGUUUUGGUGAAACCGAAUUCCCCGGUUUAAAUGUUGUAUGCGAGUAUCUUUGUCUAAGUUAUGCAGGUAACACGUAUUACGAUACUCUUCAGCAGAGCCUAGAGCUCGAGCAGUGAUAGGACUCGGUUUUGCUAUGCGUUGGCUGGUUGCUCUUCCUAUGUUGAUGACUGAAAUUGCAAGCUGAGAUCAUUGUGAAUUUUUGCAGUGUCCCUCUUUCUUUAAAUCGAGCUUUGUAUCCAUGUUUACUUUAGUCAUCAAAAUCAUGUUUACUUUAGU